Messenger RNA from Racocetra persica, 248 nucleotides. NCBI's taxonomy places the organism in Eukaryota, Fungi, Glomeromycota, Glomeromycetes, Diversisporales, Gigasporaceae. The record is from the annotation of a GenBank genome assembly.
AAGACGUCGCCGUAACCGUACCCCACCACCAACUUACGAAGUGCCAUCAAUUCUAAGUACUAGUCGCCGUGAAUCCACCACCAAUCAAAGGAAUCGAUCCGCAUCACCCAUCCGGAGAGUUCCUAGUAGAAGGGAUGAGAAUAGUAAUCGAGAUAAUGUAAAUAGUGCCGUUGGACAUAGCUUAGCUAAUGUAAAUGAUGUGUGUGGAGAUUCGGGUAAUAACAUGAAUGAUGCAAGUGGAAAUUUAA